This is a messenger RNA of Umbelopsis ramanniana AG, 1589 nucleotides long. RefSeq lists its product as uncharacterized. Gene Ontology annotation, biological process: tRNA methylation. The coding region runs from base 17 to 1504 and encodes 495 amino acids. The transcript is spliced from 9 exons. Lineage: Eukaryota; Fungi; Mucoromycota; Umbelopsidomycetes; Umbelopsidales; Umbelopsidaceae. The record is from RefSeq and is a predicted model, not a curated record.
AGUCAACCAAGUGCACAUGCCAAAAGAACCGCACAUGAAGCCGACAGAGGUCGCAAAGCGAUCCAAAUCCAAGAAGACAAAGGUGGGCGAUCCGGUACCGCCCCCUCCAGACAAACCGCAACAAUGCCAGUAUUGGGUGGCUCGAAAGCGACGCUAUUGCCAUUUACCUUCAAAGAAGACAAACAAAUAUUGCGGAGAGCAUUUGACAGAGCAACAGAAAGAAGAUAUCGAACAGGAUACGAGAGUUCGUAUACCUUGCCCGUUUGAUCCACGACACACUGUUUUCCAAGAUGAGCUCGAAGUGCACCUGAAGACUCGCUGCAAUGCUCGUCCAAAACCAAGUGAUCCAUGGUACUCCCUCAAUGCCAAUUGUGCUCUUCCUCUUUCCAAAGAAGAGCUUGAAUUUCAGCAAUCCAUCCACUCUCACAAGCAUUUGAAAGCCCAGCCCUGGAUAACACGCGUGCAACUCCAGGAAUUACCGAAAACCGAACUUCGAGAAUUGAUUUUGAAGGUCGACCGUCUUUACAAAGAUAUUGUACCACCCAUCAAAACGAAAAUUCACUUUCACCCAUCUAUGGAGAAGAGACGAGCUCAGGUGAAAUUCCAUAAGCAUGCUGAUCAACAGGCUUCGUUGCUUGGACAUAUGGCUGAUAAAGAUAUGCUGAAGAACAAGCGUGCUGCUUUCGUUGAAUUUGGUGCUGGAAGGGGCGAAUUGUCCCACCAUCUUAAAGCAGCACUUAACGCUGAAAAUGGCGAGAGCACAUUUGUUUUAAUUGACCGAAAAGCUGUCCGUGGAAAGUUUGAUACCGUUCUGACUGGCGAAGGAGGCGCAACCAAAGUCAAGCGCAUCAACAUAGACAUCAAAGAUUUAUGCUUGAGCAAUUUGGAUACCUUGAAGGAUGAAAACGGUCACCAAAAGCCUGUGAUCGCAUAUUCUAAACAUCUUUGCGGUAGUGCGACGGAUCUUACUUUAAAAUGCCUCGAGAAUUAUGUGGAGGAUCAAAAGGCUAAUAAUAACAAUAGCCAUGCUAUUCCUGGAAUCAUUAUCGCGCUUUGCUGCCACCAGCUGUGCAGAUAUGAAAUGUAUCCCAACAACCAAUUUUUGGAAGACAACCAAAUUUCUAAAACGGACUAUGAACGUAUAUGUAAAAUGACGAGCUGGGCGAUCUGCGGCCAACCUAAAGCACUGCGAGUCACCGAUGAAGGAGUGCAGAUACCACCUGAAGCGACUUCGGUAGUAGGCAUCGACUCUGAUGAUGAAGUUGAAGAGCAUCAUCAUGUCGCUGAGGAAGAGGGAGACCUAGAUGAUACUUCAGCUCAUUACUCCGGAUUGGACCACGAAAGCCGGGAAGCCAUUGGCUUUGCGUGUAAGCGUAUCUUAGAUGCCGGUAGAGCGGAAUUUUUACGACAACAUGGAUUCCAUGUUGAACUUGUAUACUAUGCUGAUAGAAAAACAACAUUGGAAAACUGUGCAUUGAUAGCUACGCACAAGGUAGAUCAUUAGCUUUUGUAAUAAAAAACAAAAAAUGGGUUGGGGAAAAAAAGGACAAAAUUCCAAAAAGUGAAAUCCCCGCGACUCAACAUAACUC